Molecule: messenger RNA, 921 nt
Organism: Platichthys flesus (European flounder)
Lineage: Eukaryota; Metazoa; Chordata; Actinopteri; Pleuronectiformes; Pleuronectidae
Gene: rhbdl1
Product: rhomboid, veinlet-like 1 (Drosophila)
Exons: 6
Coding region: 1-921 (306 amino acids)
Cellular component (GO): membrane
Molecular function (GO): serine-type endopeptidase activity
Source: RefSeq, a predicted model, not a curated record
AUGAGCAGCAAGCGCUCCAGCAGUUUCCGACGAGCCAUCGCCAAUGGCCGCCGCACGCUGCAGAGGGAGAUCCUGCUGGACGAGACGGGGCUGGGUCUGUACAAGCGCUUUGUGCGCUAUGUGGCCUACGAGAUCCUGCCCUGCGAGACGGACCGGCGCUGGUACUUCCACCAGAACCGCCUGUGUCCGCCGCCCAUCUUCAUCGCCAUCGUCACCAUUGUCCAGAUCAUUGUGUUCAUGUGCUACGGCAUCAUGUUGAACAAGUGGGUGCUCCAGACCUAUCAGCCCGACUUCAUGAAGAGCCCCCUGGUCUACCAUCCCGGCCACCGUGCACAAGUGUGGCGCUUCUUCAGCUACAUGUUCAUGCACGUCGGUUUGGAGCAGCUGGGCUUCAAUGCUCUACUGCAGCUGAUGAUCGGCGUGCCUCUAGAGAUGGUCCACGGCAUCUUACGAAUAAGUCUGCUCUACAUGGCAGGAGUGCUGGCCGGCUCACUGACAGUGUCCAUCACAGACAUGCGCGCUCCAGUGGUGGGGGGCUCCGGGGGGGUCUACGCUCUGUGCUCAGCGCAUCUGGCCAACGUCGUCAUGAACUGGGCCGGGAUGCGCUGUCCUUACAAGCUGCUCCGCAUGAUCCUGGCACUAGUUUGCAUGAGCUCAGAGGUGGGCCGUGCCGUCUGGCUCCGCUUCUCGCCGCCGCUGCCGUCCUCCGGGCCGCAGCCCAGCUUCAUGGCCCACCUGUCGGGGGCCGUGGUCGGCAUCAGCAUGGGCCUGCUGAUCCUGCGCAGCUACGAGGAGAGCCUGCAGAAACAGUGCACCUGGUGGGUCAUCGUCUUCUCCUUCAUCACCUUCCUCCUCUUCGCCAUCUUCUGGAACAUCUUCGCGUACGAGCUCCUGGGGGUACAGAUCCCACCGCCUCCCUGA